This is a messenger RNA of Ostertagia ostertagi, 1149 nucleotides long. The record is from the annotation of a GenBank genome assembly. NCBI's taxonomy places the organism in Eukaryota, Metazoa, Nematoda, Chromadorea, Rhabditida, Trichostrongylidae.
AUGGAAACAAUUGGCCGGAAGGAAGAUGAUCCUGUUUCCAUACUGCCCCGCACACGCAUCUUGCGAGGUGUAUAUAUUGUUGAGUUUUUUAGUUCAUCGGACGUGUCUAAAGGAGCAAAAGAAGCAAGAAAACUCGGUUUUAAAGUACUGGAUACAGAUGCGGCCGCGAAAAUCAUUUUUGUGGAAUCGUCAGAAGCCCGGACGAAACGUGAAAAGCAGAUUGAAGACCUAUCCGCUGUUCACGGAGUACAGAAAAUCCGGGAAAAAUCGAUAAAACGUCCAAGUAAUGAUGUGUCUGCCGGUAUCAUGGGUACCGCGCUCAGUAUGGGUUCGGGUACGUCUGGCGCGCUGGGGCUGAGUGGCAAAGGAGAGAUCAUCGGUAUUUGUGAUACCGGCCUGGAUACCGGCGAUAUCGCUAAUAUCACCAAAGACUUCCAGGGACGUAUAGUAGCCAUUAACAGCUAUCCGAUUACACCAGACUAUAACUCUUACAUAAAAAAUCCCGGCGGAAAUGAUGGACCCGCAGAUCUCGACAGCGGGCAUGGAACGCAUGUGGCAGGGUCCGUUCUCGGAGAUGGAGCCAAUUCUGCCGGGCUGGCUGGCCUUAACGGGCCGAUACGAGGGUUGGCACACAAAGCAAAAUUGGUCUUUCAGGCAGUUGAACAGGAGAUGAAAUGGAAGAAUCCGGCCGACCUGAAUAACCUGGGCCGGUUUAUCCUCUCUGGCAUACCAUCCGACCUGGGCAGUUUAUUUAAAUAUGCCUAUCAGAAGGGCGCAAGAAUCCACUCCAAUUCGUGGGGCGGAGGAAAGCCUGGGGAGUAUGAUAUGCAAAGCCGGCAACUUGAUCAAUUUGUAUGGGAUAACAGGGAUUUCUGUAUUGUGGUAGCAGCCGGGAAUGACGGGACUGACAAGGAUGGAGAUGGUAAAAUUAACCCCAUGAGUGUAACCGCACCCGGUAAUCAAAAGCCGGAUGGGCCAGUGUCUUUCGAUAAUACCAACAAUGUUGAAAUGAUUGAAAUCAGUAAACCCAAGGCAGGAACCUGGACGCUGGAAGUUGUUGGCGGAAACGUACCUCGCGGACCGCAGCCCUUUGCUAUCGUUUACCUGGCUCAUUUAAGCAGUUUGCGCCGGUUGAAACAAACGUUAUAA